Messenger RNA from Wallemia mellicola CBS 633.66, 678 nucleotides. Its product is annotated as ARP2/3 complex, 21 kDa p21-Arc subunit. The record is from RefSeq and is a predicted model, not a curated record. The transcript is spliced from 3 exons. The coding region runs from base 86 to 628 and encodes 180 amino acids. Gene Ontology annotation, biological process: Arp2/3 complex-mediated actin nucleation; regulation of actin filament polymerization. Gene Ontology annotation, molecular function: actin filament binding. Gene Ontology annotation, cellular component: Arp2/3 protein complex; cytoskeleton. Lineage: Eukaryota; Fungi; Basidiomycota; Wallemiomycetes; Wallemiales; Wallemiaceae.
CUUAGUAUCGCAGCUGUACGACUUAACAUUUUUUAGAUUGACGACGUUAGAAGCGAAGGGCGCGGCUGCGUCACUUUAAUCAGAGAUGCCAGCGUAUCACAGCGUUUACAACGAAGACACUACAGCUAAGCAAAUCGGUAACACUUCGAUUCUUCCGUUCAAGUCACAGUAUAGAGGUGUAGCCCCAUUACCACCAAACAGCGAGGAUUACGUCGAUAUUAUCACGGAGUCUAUUCUCUUGUUUAGAGCCAACAGCUUGUUCAGAAACUUUGAAAUAAAGGGUGGUGCUGAUAGGUUGUUGAUAUACCUCAUCUUGUUUAUAUCAGACUGCAUCGCAAAGUUAUCAAAAACAGAGCCAAAUGUCAACGAAGCAUCUAAGCAACUGCACACUCUAGCUGUCGACUCAUUCGCCUUGCCUGGUGAAGCCGGUUUCCCAUUGAACUCACUCUACGCACCAGCAGGAUCACGUAUGGAUGGAGAUUACCUACGCAGCUAUCUCACUCAAGCCAGAGUAGAGACCGUCAACCGUCUUAUACCAAUCUUCUACUCAGAGUCACAGGACAAGCCAUCGAAGUGGUGGAUGGCAUUUAAUAAACGCAAGUUCAUGGGAAAAUCUCUCACCGUUUGAAUAAUUUUAUCUUGUCUCCAUAAAUUUUUUCAUAUAUCUCUUGCUUUCAU